AUGCCUAGUUGCUCCAAUUCUAGCGGCUCCACAGACCGCUGCUCCAGCCCGGCACAUGCCUCCAUUGGUUUCCUCACCCAAGCAAGGACCCAAGCAAGGACACGAAAGUACUUCCUUGGGACGGGGCCUUUUUGUGAGAGUACCUUGAAACAAGAGACUCAGCAUCUCCAAGCCUACCGGAAAUUCUUGCCAAGCAGUUAUCACCCGGGAGGCACCAAGUUCAGACUCUGCAUCGGCUACGGUUCCCCUGACUCCAACUUCUCCAUUGCCAGCGGCUCCACGGACCGCUCCCUCAGUCUGUAA
Molecule: messenger RNA, 303 nt
Organism: Darwinula stevensoni
Lineage: Eukaryota; Metazoa; Arthropoda; Ostracoda; Podocopida; Darwinulidae
Source: the annotation of a GenBank genome assembly